GGUAGUUACGUCUCUUUACAUCUUUGUAUCUUGGUAUCAUUGUAUCUUGGUAUUUUUGUAUCUUUGUAUCUUGGUACCUUUGUAUCUUGGUAUCUUUGUAUCUUUGUAUCAUUUUAUCUUGGCAUCUUUGUAUCUUGGUAUUUUUGUAUCGUUGUAUCUUGGUAUUUUUGUAUCUUUGUAUCGUGGUAU
Molecule: messenger RNA, 189 nt
Organism: Helobdella robusta
Lineage: Eukaryota; Metazoa; Annelida; Clitellata; Rhynchobdellida; Glossiphoniidae
Exons: 1
Source: RefSeq, a predicted model, not a curated record